AUGGCACUCGCUCUAUGCUUUAAAGGGCGGGAUAUAGCUCGUGACUUUGCUGCGCUGGACGCAUCGUUAACGUUGUGCUUUGUACUUUCCAGAAUAUCGGAAAUAUUUUUCGCCGAAAUAGAGUAUAAAGUCGGAAUAAGGCGAUGUGCCGUCGAUGUGCCUUCUUCUACUAGUAAUCGAGUUGAGUCAUUCUCUUCGGUGCUUCCUGAAAAGCUGAGAAUUAUAAGCACAACAUUUCUGGAGGAUCAGUAUUUACCAACUGCAGCUAGUAUGUGCUAUAGGCGAUACGUCUGGGAAAUAAAUGCUUGUGGUAUUGAGAAUGCAUUCUUAGAGCGACCUUGA
Molecule: messenger RNA, 342 nt
Organism: Plasmopara halstedii
Lineage: Eukaryota; Oomycota; Peronosporomycetes; Peronosporales; Peronosporaceae
Exons: 2
Coding region: 1-342 (113 amino acids)
Source: RefSeq, a predicted model, not a curated record